Messenger RNA from Cryptosporidium ubiquitum, 1299 nucleotides. RefSeq names its product RNA polymerase II CTD NL1 interacting protein like phosphatase. The coding region runs from base 1 to 1299 and encodes 432 amino acids. The record is from RefSeq and is a predicted model, not a curated record. The transcript has 3 exons. Gene Ontology annotation, molecular function: peptidyl-tRNA hydrolase activity. Lineage: Eukaryota; Apicomplexa; Conoidasida; Eucoccidiorida; Cryptosporidiidae.
AUGGAUCGAAAAGACCAAAUUAUUCAAUACAUCUUAAUUAGAUCAGAUCUCGGAUGGAGUCAAGGUUCAAUUAUAGCUCAGGCCUGUCAUGCAAGCUCUGCAGCUAUUUUUGAAAAUAUUGAAAAAGAAUCUGUUAAAGAAUACCUUAGAGAAAUUAACGAAAUGAGAAAAGUUGUUCUUAACUGUCCAGAUGAAAAAACUUUAAGAAGUGUUUCAUCUGAUCUUAAAGCCAAGAAAAUACUCCAUAAACUCUGGAUAGAGUUACCAGAAAAUAUUCCUACAUGUAUUGCAACAAUGAUGCUUGUAAACGCUUUUUUAAAAUGUUCUAGGCAAAAUAUGCUAAUUUCCCCGCAUGCCUCUAUUUUCUUUAUAAAAAAUUUAAAUAUACAACUUCUAUACAAACGCUCGUAUCGAAAUGUCUUUGAGAGGCUAGGUCAAAAGAAUUGCGCUUUAUUGUUUAAAAACCAUUCUAGAAACUUUAACUAUGCAAGCUGCAGUGGAGCAAAACUCAAUGAAUCCAGGAAUCUUAGUAAAGGCUUGUUUGGAAUGGGGAUCACAAUAUGUUUUGGUUAUUUCCUUAUUAAAAAAAAAGCAAUUAGUGUAUCCGAAUUUUGUAAUAAAUUCGAGAAUUUUAAUGAUUGGAGCUAUAAUUUGUUACUAGAUCAAAUUAAUAAACUAAUUCCUCCUGACAAUGAACCUUUGUUACCUGAUUUUGAUCAGCUUGGAUAUCCGGAAAAUUUACCAACUCUUGUAGUUGGCCUGCGUGGGUUAAUUUGUGAAAUUACUCAUUCUAGAAAAAAUGGUUGGGGGAUCGUAAAAAGGCCAGGUGUUGAUCAAUUUUUUAAUGUGUUAAAGAAUUAUUAUGAAAUUGUUAUUUGGAGUGAUGAAUCAUUUCCAAUUCCAAACGAAAUUAUUGAAAAAUGGAACUUACCCAUAAUUGGAAUCCUAGAUAAAAACCACUUUUCAAAAACUGAUGGAAAAUUGUUCAAAAAUCUCGGUUGUCUUGGAAGAAAUUUGAAUAGGGUAAUUCUUGUUGAUAACGAAUCAUACUCCGCAAAGAUUCAACAUGAAAACUCUAUCGUACUUCCUGUAUUCAAAGGUGAUCCGUAUGACAACGAACUUGUUUCAAUAAUUGAUUUGUUAAAAGCAGCGGCUUUACAACCUGGUGACGUAAGAGAAUACUUAAAGAGGUUCAGGUGUAAUAAUACGAAAAUUGGAACCAAGUUUAAUGAAUACAAGAAAACCAUUUCGGAAAAAAGUCAAGUACAAAGAAGAUUUAGCAAGUUUUUUCUGAAAUAA